Molecule: messenger RNA, 1539 nt
Organism: Darwinula stevensoni
Lineage: Eukaryota; Metazoa; Arthropoda; Ostracoda; Podocopida; Darwinulidae
Source: the annotation of a GenBank genome assembly
CAAUAUCAUAAAAUUAAGCCGGAAAUAGAUAAGAGUUUAUUGGAAGUAGUUGAAUCGGGAGCAUUUAUAAACGGUUCGGAGGUUCAAACCUUUCAAAAAGAAUUAGAAGAAUAUUUAGACGUAAAACAUGUUAUUCCUUGUGCCAAUGGCACAGAUGCCUUACAAAUUGCUCUUAUGGCUCUUGAUUUAAAACCCGGAGAUGAAGUCAUAACCGCUGAUUUCACUUUUGCGGCUACAGUUGAAGUCAUUCACUUAUUGGGCUUAAAAUCUGUGUUAGUAGAUGUGGAUUAUGAUAAUUUUACCAUAGAUUUAGAGAAAUUGAAAGCUGCCAUUACGCCAAAAACCAAAGCUAUUAUUCCAGUACAUCUGUUUGGACAAUCCGCUCAAAUGGAAGAAAUUAUGAAAAUAGCCAAAGAACAUAAUCUUUAUGUCAUUGAAGAUACUGCUCAAGCCAUAGGUUCUGAUUUUAUGGAUUCAAAAGGUGAUAAGCAAAAAACAGGCACCAUAGGAACUAUUGGAACCACCUCUUUUUUCCCUUCUAAAAAUUUAGGUUGUUAUGGAGAUGGAGGGGCUAUUUUUACGAAUGACGAUGCCUUAGCCCAUAAAAUAAAAGGUAUUGUAAACCACGGCAUGUAUAAACGAUAUUAUCAUGAUGAAAUUGGUGUUAAUUCAAGGUUAGACAGUAUUCAAGCAGCCGUUUUAAGAAAAAAAUUACCUUUUUUAAAUGACUAUAAUCAAGCCCGUCAAAAAGCAGCCGACUAUUACGACAAGGCAUUUAAAAACCACCCUCAUUUAUUGAUACCUAAACGAGAAAAUUAUUCAAAUCACGUCUUUCAUCAAUAUACCCUAAGAGUAAAAAAUGGCAAGAGAAAUGAAUUGCAAGCUUUUUUAGCUGAGCAUGAUAUCCCCGCCAUGAUAUAUUAUCCCGUUCCUCUCCGAAAACAAAAGGCCUAUGACACAGGCGAUUAUAACGAUACCGAUUUCCCGAAUACGGAUAAAUUAAUAGAUGAAGUGAUUUCAUUGCCUAUGCACACAGAGUUGGAUGAGGAACAAUUAAAAUAUAUUACCGAUAAACAAUAUAAAAUAAAUUUAUCGGUUGUCCAUUGCAAUUUUCAACUGAGAGGAGAAGAUUCCGAUAAAGAUGAAGAAUUUAUUAAAGAUUAUUGUUCAAAGUAUGACAUUCCUAUUUUUAUAAAGAAAUUUGACACUUUCCAAGAAAAAACAAACCAAGAGUCUAUCCAAAUGGUGGCAAGACGCUUACGGUAUCAAUAUUUUAAAGAUCUUAUCAAAGAACAUGAUUUUUUUGCUAUAGCUACAGCACAUCACGCAGAUGAUAAUAUAGAAACUUUUUUUAUUAACUUAUUGAGAGGUAGUGGGCUACAAGGAUUAUCCGGCAUGAAAAUAUUAUCACAUCAUAUUUUCAGACCUUUAUUAAAUGAACCUAAAGAAGAUAUUAUCCGCUAUGCUACUUUUCAUCAAAUUCCGUGGAGAGAAGAUAUUUCAAAUCAAAAAAAUGAUUAUUUAAGAAAUACUAUCAGA